GGAACCCUAAAAAAUCAGAUAAUCCAAAGAAAUGCAGAGAAGCGAUCAAACAUCAGCUCACCAUGGCUGCCGAGGUGAUGCUAAUGAACGAGAUUGAGGCGACGGCUGCACAAAUGGGCAUCGAUAUGAACAUAGAUUUCAGCUCCAUCCAACUUCCUCCUGGUGAAAACUUUGGCAUCAUCAGUGACGACGAUGAUGUUUACCAUGAUGAGCAAUUAGAGUUAGAUUCCGGAUUUGGAAACGUCAUUGUUGUCGAUAAUCUUCCUGUUGUUCCUUGUGAAAAGUUUGAGAAUCUCGAAGGUGUUCUUCGAAAAAUCUAUAGUCGGAUCGGGGUGAUUAAGGAAGAUGGUCUCUGGAUGCCCGUAGAUCCUGAGACGAAGAAAACCCUAGGUUACUGCUUUAUAGAGUAUAAUACUCCUCAGGAAGCUGAGCUUGCUAGGGAGAAGACUCAUGGGUACAAGUUGGAUAGAGCCCAUAUUUUUGUUGUGAACAUGUUCGAUGAUUUUGACAAGUACAUGAAGGUUCCUGAUGAAUGGGCUCCACCCGAGAUUAAACCCUACACACCAGGGGAAAAUCUUCAAAAAUGGCUUGCUGAUGAGAAGGCACGAGAUCAAUUUGUGAUUCGUUCUGGCACAGAUACUGAGGUUUUAUGGAAUGAUGCAAGGCAGUCUAAAACUGAGCUUGUAUACAAACGAACUGUAAGAGUAUUGGACUGAGAGCUUUGUUCAGUGGUAUCCCAUGGGUACAUACUUGGCAACAGUUCACAGGCAAGGAGCAGCAGUUUGGGGAGG
Hibiscus syriacus is the source of this 791-nucleotide messenger RNA. Its product is annotated as eukaryotic translation initiation factor 3 subunit B-like. The transcript is spliced from 5 exons. Gene Ontology annotation, molecular function: RNA binding; translation initiation factor binding; translation initiation factor activity. The record is from RefSeq and is a predicted model, not a curated record. Gene Ontology annotation, cellular component: eukaryotic translation initiation factor 3 complex. Lineage: Eukaryota; Viridiplantae; Streptophyta; Magnoliopsida; Malvales; Malvaceae. Bases 63 to 716 code for a protein of 217 amino acids. Gene Ontology annotation, biological process: translational initiation.